Messenger RNA from Cottoperca gobio, 1727 nucleotides. RefSeq names its product karyopherin alpha 7 (importin alpha 8) (gene kpna7). The record is from RefSeq and is a predicted model, not a curated record. The transcript is spliced from 12 exons. The coding region runs from base 64 to 1668 and encodes 534 amino acids. Gene Ontology annotation, cellular component: cytoplasm. Lineage: Eukaryota; Metazoa; Chordata; Actinopteri; Perciformes; Bovichtidae. Gene Ontology annotation, biological process: protein import into nucleus. Gene Ontology annotation, molecular function: protein binding; nuclear import signal receptor activity.
GCUUCUGUACGCUUUCAUCAAGUCAAGCAGGGAGCAAGUUUCCACCCUGCGUAAACAGCCACCAUGCCAACCAAGAGCGUUAUUGACGAGCGAAUCUCAAAAUUCAAAAACAAGGGCAAAGAUCCAGCCAAGCUUCGGGACAAAAGGAUCUCUGCUUGCGUGGAACUGCGCAAAGCUAACAAGGAUGAAAAUUUCCUGAAGAGAAGAAACAUAUCGGUGGACCUCUCUCCUGGUUACAUCUCCAACGAGAUGGUGGGCUUUUUAUCCAUUGAGGACAUCAUUAAAGACGUGAACUCUGACUGCAAAGAUUCCCAAACCCGAGGCUGUCAAGCAGCCAGGAAGCUGCUGUCUCAGGAGCGUAACCCUCCCCUGAGAGAGAUCAUUGAUGCAGGUCUGCUGUCUCGCUUUGUGUCCUUCCUGUGUAUGGAUGAUGAGCCGACUCUGCAGUUUGAAGCAGCUUGGGCCCUUACAAACAUCGCCUCUGGGACAUCUUGGCAUACUCAACAGGUGGUGGAACAUGGGGCUGUGCCAGCUUUCAUCGCCUUGCUGUCUUCACCCAUGUUGCACAUCAGUGAACAGGCUGUCUGGGCACUUGGAAACAUUGCAGGUGAUGGUGCAGCUUAUCGAGACAUCCUGAUUGAGUGCAAUGUUAUCCCAGCCUUACUGGCCCGCAUCUGCCCAGACACUCCAGUUGGCUACCUGCGUAACCUGACAUGGACAUUGUCCAACCUGUGUCGCAAUAAGAAUCCGUUUCCACCCUUGUCUGCAGUCCUGCAGGUGCUUCCCUCUCUGAGCCAGUUGCUCCAUCUCAGUGAUAAAGACAUCUUGUCUGAUGCAUGCUGGGCAAUCUCCUACCUCUCAGACGGAGACAAUGAUCGUAUUGAUGUUGUGGUGAAAACUGGUAUUGUUACUCGGCUGGUGGAUCUUAUGAGCCACGAGGAGCUCAGUGUCAUGACCCCGGCUCUCCGCUCAAUCGGGAACAUCGUGAGUGGCUCAGACCUGCAGACCCAGGUGGCAGUUGAUGCCGGAGUUCUGAAAGUCCUACCUGAACUGAUGAGGAACCCGAAGGCCAGCGUGCAAAAGGAGGCAGCGUGGGCGUUGUCAAACAUCGCUGCAGGACCAUGUAUGCAAAUCCAACAACUCAUCACCUGCGGCCUGCUCCCGCCUCUGGUGGAACAGCUCAGAAAUGGACUUAAUAUUGUUCACUGGAUGGCAAAUGUUAUGAGAGAAGCAGCUGAAUCUUUUUCUCAGGGAGACUUCAAAACUCAAAGGGAGGCAGUGUGGGCGGUGACUAACUUCACCAGCGGGGGCACUGUGGAGCAAGUUGUCAAUCUGGUGCAGAGUGGGGCCCUGGAGGCGAUAAUCAACCUGUUGCAGGUCAAAGACUCUAAAGUCAUUCUGGUCAUACUGGAGGCCAUCAACAACAUCUUCAUGGCAGCAGAGAAGCUUGGUGAGAUCGAGAAAUGUAGCUUGUUGGUUGAAGAGCUGGGAGGACUGGACCGCAUUGAGAUGCUGCAGAACCAUGACAAUGACACUGUGUACCAGGCUGCUCAUGCCCUCAUAGAGAAGUACUUUUGUGAUGGUGAGGUUGUGGGAGUCAAGGUCGACAGUACAGAUGACUCAUUUGUAUUUAAGACCUCUGAUGUUCAGAGAGCCUUUGAAUUUUAAAGCUAUUGUAUGCAUUUUUGAUGAAUUCAUGUUUAAAUAAAUAAAGGGUUCAGUACGUU